AUGGCAGGCGUUAAUUUUAUUAAAUUCUCAGAAAAGGAAGAAUACAGGAAGAAGAAAAGAUUCUUAUAUGGAGAAUCAAUGGGUGGUGCAGUUGCCCUUGUUGCACACAGAAAAGAAGCCCAUUUCUGGGAUGGUGCUGUUCUAGUGGCUCCCAUGUGUAAGAUAUCUGAGAAGGUGAAGCCCCACCGCGUGGUGAUAAGCAUACUAACAAAAGUAGAAGAUGUGAUCCCCAGAUGGAAGAUUGUUCCUACAAAGGAUGUCAUCGAUUCUGCUUUCAAGGACCCUGUUAAGAGAGAGAAGAUACGCGGGAACAAGCUGAUAUAUCAAGAGAAGCCGAGGCUUAAAACAGCUCUUGAAUUGCUUAGAACAAGCAUGGCGCUUGAACAGAGCUUGAACCAGGUAGGUAGCAGCAGUAGUAGUCUCCUUGUGUUGAGUGUUUAA
Molecule: messenger RNA, 441 nt
Organism: Lactuca virosa
Lineage: Eukaryota; Viridiplantae; Streptophyta; Magnoliopsida; Asterales; Asteraceae
Source: the annotation of a GenBank genome assembly